CGCCCUCGGUCAAUGGAGACCACUGGGGCGCCCGGUGCCCUGCGGGCCCGGACGUGUCCAUGAGGGUUGGGUCCUGCGCGCCCCUCCUUUGCUUUCCUUUCCUCUCCUCUCCUCUCGCGGCCUCGCCGCAGCAGUAGCCGCCCGAGAGCAGGAGGAUGCUGUCGGCUCUGGCCUCCCAGCGCAGGGGAUGGGGCUGCUUUUAUCAACUCCAUCUGCUGCGGCGGAGGGACCGGUGCCAGCCGGGGGUCUCCGUCGCGCGGACAGGCUGCUACGGAUGGCAAGUUCCCCUUAAAUUUGGAAGUCUUUUGCCUGUCUCAUCAGGUUUCCCUAAACCUGUUUAUUCAAGACAAGUGCGUGUUUAUACCUCUGAUGGUCAGAAAAAUAGCACAGGAGCACAAGAUGCAACUUCGUCAGCCCCUGAAGGCAAUGCAUCCAAAAUAGCAACAGCUCGUGAUGCUAGCAGUCAAACAUCCAUUUUGUCACAGCAACCUAUUCAUGUAAAAGUGAAAGCUGUUCUUAAAAAAAGAGAAUAUGGACCAAAAUACAUGAAGAAUAAUUUCAUCACUGGUGUCAGAGCAAUAAAUGAGUUCUGUCUUAAGUCCAGUGACCUUGAUCAGCUCAGGAAAAUCAGACGGCGAAGCCCUCAUGAUGAUACAGAAUCUUUUACAGUGUUUUUGAGAACAGAUGUGGAGGCCAAGUCUUUAGAAGUCUGGGGAAGUCCAGAAGCUCUUGCUCGAGAGAGAAAAAGGCGUAAAGAAGCAGAAAUAGAAUACCGAGAAAAUUUGUUUAGAAGUCAGCAGUUGUUGAAAGAAUAUAGAGACUUCCUAGGAGAAACAAAGCCACGGUCCAGAGCGUCAGCUAUGUUUCUGAGUGGACCAGGAAAAGUGGUCAUGGUUGCUAUUUGCAUAAAUGGAUUGAAUUUUUUUUUCAAGCUUCUUGCUUGGGUUUACACGGGUUCUGCAAGCAUGUUCUCUGAAGCCAUACAUUCAUUAGCAGAUACUUGCAAUCAAGCUUUGCUAGCAUUGGGAAUCAGUCAGUCUGUAAGGACACCAGACCCAAGUCAUCCGUACGGCUUCACAAACAUGCGCUACAUUGCAUCCCUGAUUAGCGGUGUUGGCAUUUUCAUGAUGGGUGCAGGUCUGUCAUGGUAUCAUGGUAUUAUAGGUUUACUUAAUCCACAACCCAUAGAAUCUCUUCUUUGGGCUUACUGUAUUUUAGCAGGAUCAUUGGUCUCUGAAGGAGCUACUCUUCUUGUAGCUAUAAAUGAAAUUCGGAGGAGUGCCCGGGCCAGAGGGGUGUCAUUCUAUCAAUAUGUUAUGCAGGCUUGUGAUCCCAGUACCAAUGUUGUGUUGUUAGAAGACACCGCAGCAGUUCUGGGUGUGACGUUAGCUGCUACGUGUAUGGGUUUAACCUCCAUAACAGGUAACCCAUACUAUGACAGUCUGGGGUCUCUAGGUGUGGGAACUUUGUUGGGAAUUGUCUCAGCAUUUCUUAUCUAUACGAACACGGAAGCACUGCUGGGGCGAUCUAUCCAGCCUGACCAGCUACAGAGGCUUACAGAGUUAUUGGAGAGUGACCCUGCAGUCAGAGCAAUUCAUGAUGUUAAAGCUACAGAUAUGGGAAUGAGCAAGGUGAGAUUCAAAGCAGAAGUAGACUUUGAUGGACGGGUUGUUACUCGGUCUUACCUGGAGAAACAAGACAUUGAACAGCUGCUACAAGAAAUCCAGCAAGUGAAGACUCUUGAGGAAUUAGAGACUUUCAUGCUUAAACAUGGUGAAAAUAUCAUUGACACACUAGGAGCUGAAGUAGAUCGACUUGAGAAGGAGCUAAAGAAACGGAAUCCUGAGGUGCGACAUGUCGAUUUGGAAAUAUUGUAGACUUCAUGGAAGCCACUUUUAAGAUCACUGGUCUGGAUAAACCAAUUUUAGGAACAGAACAGCAUCUGAAGCAACAGGGAUCUCAAGCUGUUGUUGCUUUCAGGGUCAGGAUCUUAGUGCUGAUUCUUCUUUUCUGGAACAGCAGUGGCUUUUGUUGGACUGGUUUCCUGGGACAACUGCUUUGCCAUUUCUUUACAUUUGAAUCUGUAGCACAGAUGAAAACUUGGGACUAGAAACUUUAAAUUAACUAAGUUAUUGAAAUGCAAGUUUCUGAAAAUAUACACUAUAUAUUUUCAAGUUUUUGUACCUUGUUUGCAUAUUAGUUCCCAUGCAGCUGCUAUUCCUAAGCAUUUCUUGGAAAUCUUGGAGAUGUGUCCAUGCCCUUCUAAAGGCUGCUUUCCUUCUCGAGUCAAAUCAGUGUAGCUCAGUUCUGUAGUCUUUCUCUGACUUUCAUGAUAGGAACUCAGAACUGUUUAAUCUUUCUUGGCAUGAGUGGGAAACAUUCCUUGUUGUUGUGUUUAGUGGUUCUCAACAACUUACAAGUACACACCAGUUAGAAUGCUGCCAUUUAUUGUCCUAGAAUAAGGUGAGAUACUGUGUCAGGACUAUAUCAACAAGUUGACAGGACGUUAGGCUCCUACAUCAGGGUUGUGACCUAUAGCUGCUUCUGGCAAAGUCUAUGUGAUCAGAGCAGAUUGGGCGGUUUUGUUGUUGUGGCAUUGGCAUGUACUCCUUAUGGACAAUUUGUGCUGACCACAUAGAUGAAAGUUGCAGGUAUUCCUGUGAGCCAUAUGGGAGCAACUAUGCAAUGGCAAUAGCCAUGGUCUUUGUGGUAGGGUAGAGACAUGGUAUGUCUCUCCUCUUUCUCCUAAGAAUCUUAGUUUUUUAAUCCACUUGCUAACUUUAUUGCUGCCUACCUUUUAAUGAAUGAAAGUACAACAUGGAGCUUGUGUGUUAAUGUUGGUUGCUUGCUCUAAAUACCCAUUGUUCUUUUUCCUGUUUAAUUUUUCUCAGUUCUGUGGCAUUCUGUCUAUAUUUUGUUUGAUGCAGGAAAAUAUAUGAUACAGAAGGAGUUGCACAUUCCCUCCUGCUUGCUGCUAUCUGCUGGUACAACUAUUAAGCUAGAAAGGUUGCUUAACAUGUCACUGAAACCCAGACUUCUGACUUGUUGCUCUCCUCAUAAGUCGGAAUUGCAGUCCAGAAUUUAUUCUUGGGUUAUGGUUUUUUGUUUGAAAUCAGCAAGCCAGGAGUCCUCAGAUUGGACAACACUAAACAAAACCUACCUGGGAGUAGGGAGGAGCAGUGCAGGAGCAAACAUUCUGCAUCAAUAAACAUACAGCUUGUUCCGAUAAGCCAGGAUCCUUUGGAAUUUUGGCUUAAUGUCUGUGAAUGUAACCAUGUUUUUAACAUGCUCUAAAACGCAUUGAGACUAUUGUCAUAAUUCCGCCUCCAAAGAACUGUGCAACAUGCUUUGUACUCCUAAGAGGACUUUGGACUUCCGUUUUUCAAACAGCAAGCUGUUUGUGAAAUGGAGGGGGUUUCAGAAGCAAUUCAUGAUAAUAAAUACAUGCUCCAAAAUAUCACUUAAAAUAGCACAAGCAGCAUUUCAAGUGACUGUUUGGAUCCCGGCUAGAAUAUUUAGUUUAUUUAUAACUGGUGCAGCUUAUGUAGCUCUAAAUGGCAGAUGAAAUUUUAUAGCAUGAAGCAUCUUGCCUGUGGAGAGUACAGCAGCCGCAUUGUAUGAAAUUCUUGCUUUCGGUAAUUGUAAAACGGAAUUCAGAGACAGUAGGAGCCUGAAAGACAUGGAAAUCCAGAUUGUAAACUCCUAUACUUGUGUGAUAAUCUUGGAACUUUGUAGUUUGGAAGAGGUUUUUUUUUUUUUUUUAAGUAAGAGGAAGUGUACUCUGAAGGUAAGUGAUUAAGAGGGUUGUAGCUUGUUGGAGAUGAAAAUUGAAUAGAAAUUCUAUAGUUUAGGAGCUGGUCCUCACAUUUUACAUCACAUGAAUAUUCAGGAUGAGAUUUGACAAGUGACUGUCUCAAAGCAUUGUUUUGAAUGUUCUGAUGAACUCCAUCUGGUAUUGGUUCUGUGAUGGCUUGUUCACAGAUUCAUGUUCCUUUUGAUGUCUUUUGUAAUGUGAUGAGCACCCAUGUGUAGAAGUCAGCUCUUCCUUAGAGAGGCUUUGUGCAAAUGUACUUUACAAGCAAAAGAUUUUAUGCACUUUAAAAUAUUGGAAAGUCUUUGACAUGAAGGCAGUUUCUCUGACUUCUCAGUGAUGCACAGUGGCUUUGAUAGUGCUGUGGGAACCUGCCUUGAAAGUGAUAUGUACUGGUGAUAAAGAUUAUGAUGGAGACCAAAAUGUGUCAGCUCAGUUUGUAAAUAUAAUGUAUCACUUCCUGAAUUAGGAACAAUUUAAAGUACUAUGAUUUCUGGAAAUCCCAUGCAUUUUUUUUAGUGUAACAAUGUUCCAGAUUUCAGGUUCCGGAAACUAAGUUGUACAUAUUGUAAUUAGAGUGUAAUGAAAAUGUGUUGCAUACAUUUAGACUUGUGUUAAAUUCUGACAUUUUCAAGACAAUUAUUUAGUAAAUGCUUACUUGCAUCCUGGUGUAUAUUACAAGUAUCCCACUCUUAACUGUGUUCACUGCAAGUAACUAUUGCGUGUGUGCAUACACACACAUCUGAGCUCCUCUGUGCACACACAUCUCUGGUUGAAGCAAAAGUCAAAGCAUUGCCCACACUGAAGUGAAUGGAGAUGUUGCUUUCAUAUGUAUGCCCCUUUGGUUGUGUGGCUGAUUCUUUCAUGGCAGUGGAUGGGGAAGCCUGCUUGUUCUGGAGCUCUGUGUGCUGUUAGGCUCCAGAACAAUGUUGGGAUGUCUAAGUGGAACUUCAGUCUGUACAAAGGCUGCUUUGUGGCCACUUGCAAGCUCUCACUUGCGCUAGUAGGAAUUUUCUUCAAGCAAAUGAGGAGAGAAACAUAACCAAUGUUUUUCUCUGUGGGCCACAGGUUAGUUAGGGGGGAACUAUUUGCUAUACUGAUUGUAUUGGGUGACAGACCUCCUCUCUUGAUUUCUUACUUGAAAGUCGGUGUAUGUGACUAGAUUGGAUAAAGACUAGUGUGCUCCAGGAAGGGAGGAUUAACCCAUCCCCCACUACCCGUUUGCCUCCUGAAACCCACCUCUCACUGUGCAGGGGUUUUAAAAGAGAAAAAGGUUUAACUUGGCGUCCUGCACUGAGCAGGAGGUUGGAUCCAAUGGCCAUCUGGCCACCUCCAACUCUGCUAUUCUAUGAUUCUAUGAAGUGUCUAUUUUAUGUAGGUUUCAUGAAGCAGUUGCCUGGGGAGGAAUGGUUUGAUCCUCCCCUUCUGUUGCAUGCUGGUCCGCAUCCCAGUUGGGGCUGUGCACUUACUCUCAAGAAAGUAAGAGGGUUGUUUUUUAUGCCACGUGCUAUGCAAUUAAAUUAACUAGUGUGGUUUUAUCGUUACAUAGGUAUGUUGGUGUGGGCAGGCCAAUGGUGUGUUUGUGGACUGGUGGACUUGCAAGGUUGACUUCAGACUACAUCUUAGGUUAAUAGUAUAGCUGUAAAUGUAAUUGCCAAUAACAAAUAAUCAAGAGUGCUAAUUUAAAGGCAAGGUGUGCAUAUUUGUAUAAACUUACAACCCUGGUGGGUUUUAAGUUCUCUUUUGUGUGCUGUACUCCAAAGUUGUCUUCUGGAAUGCUCUUUUAUCACCUCCUAGUAUGCUCAUGAAUGCCUAAUCUGGGAAGCUUAACUGGGUGGUUUUCAAAUUCUGGGAGUGGGCCCUCAUUGGUGUACAAAAUUCCAGGGAGGGAUAUGAUCCUGAAGCUGUCAGAGCAUCCCUUCUUGUACCUGCCAAGACAUCAAAAUUGAAUUUCUUGCAAAAUUGGACCCUUCUGGUCCACAUUGGAUUUGUGGGAUAAGUUCUCCUCCCCUGCCCCAUCACUUCAACCUGACCAAGGGAAAAGAGCUGGUGCUUUGCUGGAAUGAUUUAGUUUGCUCGAAUAGUUUUAGAAGGGUACCAUUUUGGUUCUCUUGGUCUGUCCCUUUCCUAAUGCCACUGUUGGGUAAGUAUUCCUAUCCGUCAUUUCCUUGGUGCAAAAAUAAGACAUGUGCGGAUGUACUUGAGCAUUUCUAAUUCUCUGCUCUGGAAGAUACUUCUUUGAUGAAUUAAGUGUAACUAUAAGGCAGGGUAUGUUCAGAAAGUUUAAGAAACACUGGGUGGACUGGAAUGUGCCUGUGAUGCGCAUGGCACUUCCCCAUCUUUCCUAACUCCUUUGGUGUACAGCAUUGAACACUUGAAGAUUAAAAUGGUGUUUAAUAUCUGAUUGAGACAAAGCUUCCUUGAAGUUGAGUUCCUUGAAGUAAAAAGUGGGAGAAUGACAGAAUGAGUAAAUCAUGCCCCUUGAUAGGGAGGUUGUGUGUGUGAACAUCAAUGAAGUUUACCUAUGAUUUGGUUGUCCCAAGUGACCCAUCUAGAGCACUGCGAAUAAGAUGGUGGAGUUUCUCUAUUUAUGUGCAUAAAUGCUUGAAUGGUUGCGGGUGACAUUUGAGUUGUGUCUCUUUUGAGGUUAAAACGAUGGAGCUGCCCCAAGACUAAGUUAACGAAGUAUUUAGUAAGACUGAACGCAGAACUAGAACCUUACUUGGAACUGCUGCACUGCGUCCCUUUCCUCUUCAUUCUGUGAGAUGUCUUUUUGAGCUGUGAUGUCUCUCUCUGUCCCACUUCCAUUGAUGCUAUUGGUUUAUCUGUUUUGAUAUCACAAAGGACCUGAAGUGUGUUGCUUUAGACCACUAAGUGCCAAGGGAGGAUCUGGUGGACCUUAACAAUGGAAUAUUGAAGUCCAUGAGGAAUUUUUGCUGAAUUGAAUAAAUAUUGCCUAGAUGCCAUAGGCUUGGGAAUGAAUGCCAUUUUGGGUGGAAAGGCAGAAUAUAUAUUUAAUAAAGAAAAUGACACCUUAUGAAUGCAAAUCCAUGUGGUAGUUCUGAAGUUUUUGGGUGGAAACAGAUGAUAACCCUUCCACUUUUAUGAUAUAUGGUAAUACCAUUUUGCUUUUCAAUAAGUGGUACAUUUAACAGACUUUUCCGAGUUGUCAGGGAAGCCUUCUGAUGUGUUGCAAUGCUAUGGCUGGUAUAAUCAGAUUGAGAAGCGUUAUGCUAUUAGUUCUUUGUUUUUGAACACCUCCUCCUGCCCCCCAGUCUCCCUCUCCCUCUUCCGUGUACUGGUCAGGGAAAUGAAACCAAAUUUGAGGAUAUGUAUUUUUUAAUUUUUCACCCAAAUAAGCUAUCUGCUAGUUUAAAGGCAUGGAAGCCAUAAAAUAAAAUAAAAUUGUGAAUUUGCAAACUUUUUCAUUUUGUUAACUUGAAUUUCCAUUCUGAUGUGCCUGAUAUCCAUGGUUGAAUUUUCUAGUGUGUACAUUGGAGCUCUGCUGAAGAACACUCUCACUUCUUGUGGCUAUACUGCUGUGGUACACAGUCUUGCGCCAUCUUUCUUAACUGAAUUUGGGAUAACUUUGGAGCAGCUAUUGUUGUCCUUGGAUACAGUCACACUCUUCUUAGUAAUUUUAUUUGAAGCUUCCAGUUAAGUAUGAGCCUCCUCAGCAUCACAUCCUUCUUUCCUUACAUUAUCUCUCCUUGUAAUGUUCUGAGAUUUUGAGCUCAGUGUGUGACAAACUGGGGAAGGUUGAUUAGAGAUCUUGCUUUGAAGGAUGGAUGUGAAUGGCUCUAGUGAAUGCUUUGCAAAAUCUCUUCCUUGUGCAAUUUGGAGGAGGGGCAAAGGGGAAAUAAUCAGAUCCUCCUUCCUGCACCUUUAAAAUUUCAUGGACCGUUAAUGUAGUUUUUGCUAAAAUAACCAAAGCCAACUGAAACUUUAUGCUAAUGUUUACCAGUGUGGUUGCGGGUACUUUGGUGGUGGUGGUGGUCAUCUGUUUAACAUUCUCAGGAACAGUCUACUUGCUCUAAUUUCUGUCUUGCUGUUUUUCAUUUCUUGUGUCAUUGCAGCCUUCUACUUUGCAUGUUGCAGCCACUGGUCCUCUUGUCGCCAAUUCAUAAUGCCUAGCCUCAACUGAACAUUUUUUCUUGUUUCCUUAGAUUUCUGUUCUGACCACAUGGUAUGUUUGUCAUGCCGAAUCAGAGCAAAGUCCACCUAGCCCAGGCCAGCUUGCUGGUCCUACAGUGGCCAUCUAGCUGCCCGUAAAAAGCCCACAAGCAGGGCAAAAGCAUAACAGCACCCUGCAGCCCAUGUUCCCCAAUAUCUGGUAUGCAGAGGUGUAUUGCCUUUGAUACUGGAAGUAAUAUACAGCCAUCAUAACUACUUGUUACUGGUAAUCUUAGCUUCUGAGGCACACACCUUUUAAGGUGCAAUCCCAGGCAUAUUUAGACAGAAAAAACUUCUACAGCUCCAGCAUGCUUCAUCCACCCAUGCUGCAUUGCAGGACAUUUUGCUUUCUAAACAUGCAUAGGUUUGCAUCCUUAAGCAGACUGAAAAUGUAGAUAUGUGACCCAGAUCUAAAGAACCAUCCAGUUGGUUCCAUUUGCUGAAUGCUUGCUGGAACAUGGAGUUAUGCUUCUCAGAGAGUAGGCCCUCUGUACCAUCAAAGGUAUAUUCAUGAUUAGAUUUUCUUCUAAGAAAAUUUGCUUUGUUUCAUAAGUCAUAAAGUGCUCCUGGGUAGUAAUUGCAUAUGCAGUGUGACAGGGAAGGAGUGGGGACCUGUCCAGUGGUCCCUAACGUGGUUUCUUUCAUAAGAAAAGUAGUGUAAAGCUCUUCAGUGUGUCCACCACCCUCUAUCCAUCGCUAGACCUUUUCUUCUGCAAUGUUUCUAGCUGUGGAAAUGGAUGUUUGACUUCAAAUGUAUCUGAUUCGCUAUUCCUGAGGUGUUUCAAUUUUCUGUCUGUCAUGCAAUACGCAUUCUUUCUCUUUUUCAUUCUCUCACAAAUAUAUUUUCUUUUGCUGACAUUCACAUUAUUCAUAUGGGUGUAUGUAUAGUGCAGCUAUACAUAAUCAGUAUUGUUAAACCCUUUCUAUUUUGUUAAGUCUGAAAUCAAGGAUACAAGGAGUUCCAUUCAACUAACAGGGCUCUACCGGGAAAGUUUUGCUUCUGUUGUGCCUCUCCAGUUAUUUCUUAUAUAUGUCUGCUCCACCAUCUUGAGUAAUGAUUGUGUAUUAUUUCAGAUGAACUGCUGAUGAUCCCGAAUAAAGUAUUUGCCUUGA
This is a messenger RNA of Varanus komodoensis (Komodo dragon), 9097 nucleotides long. RefSeq names its product solute carrier family 30 member 9 (gene SLC30A9). The coding region runs from base 156 to 1877 and encodes 573 amino acids. NCBI's taxonomy places the organism in Eukaryota, Metazoa, Chordata, Lepidosauria, Squamata, Varanidae. The record is from RefSeq and is a predicted model, not a curated record. Gene Ontology annotation, biological process: zinc ion transport; positive regulation of transcription by RNA polymerase II; transmembrane transport. The transcript has 18 exons. Gene Ontology annotation, cellular component: membrane; nucleus. Gene Ontology annotation, molecular function: monoatomic cation transmembrane transporter activity.